AUGAAGAUCCUUCGUUCAAUGUGGAUCAACGAAAGGAUACCUGACACGUGGAGACACGCUAUCAUAAUAUUCUUCCACAAGAAGUUAUCCGGUGAAGAGUUAUGCGAGUUAUGCGACAGAUCUCUGGAACUGUUGAAGUAUUUCUUUGCUGCGUAUCAUACGCAAGGUCUUGGAUUAUUCUGGAUCGGCUUUUUUAAAUAUCGCGGAGGAACAAAACGCGACGAGCAAGUUGGCUCUUCUCCUGGUCGAUCUACGAUUGGGAAGGAGCGUCAGGAGAGUGUCUGGCAGUGGUAUUCAAAGUCAAUACUAUUAGCCUUUCCGGGGUGCGGGACAAGAGGUACCCGUGAAAACCGGCUGACCGCUCCUGUCCUCCCUUCAGCACCGCGCUCCUCCGCGCAAUUGCGGCUGCCGCUCCACCAGCUAGAUAUCCUUCACGACCGCCUGAGACCACCUACAACCCGCCUCCCUAUUGCUCUCUGA
Messenger RNA from Necator americanus (New World hookworm), 480 nucleotides. RefSeq lists its product as uncharacterized. The transcript has a single exon. The coding region runs from base 1 to 480 and encodes 159 amino acids. Lineage: Eukaryota; Metazoa; Nematoda; Chromadorea; Rhabditida; Ancylostomatidae. The record is from RefSeq and is a predicted model, not a curated record.